This is a messenger RNA of Mytilus trossulus (common blue mussel), 3148 nucleotides long. RefSeq lists its product as uncharacterized. The transcript has 5 exons. Bases 115 to 1707 code for a protein of 530 amino acids. NCBI's taxonomy places the organism in Eukaryota, Metazoa, Mollusca, Bivalvia, Mytilida, Mytilidae. The record is from RefSeq and is a predicted model, not a curated record. Gene Ontology annotation, molecular function: protein binding.
UAAUUCUAAAAAUAGUAAUGGGGAUUUCCAUCUAUAAAGUGUCGUCCAUCUUUGAUAAACUGUUUUCCAGAAGAAAGCAGAUCUCUACAGGCUAACCAACAAAAUCAAAUUGAUAUGAGUAAAAGACCGGACCCAGAUGACCGUAGACGGUACUUUAUAGUAGGUUCUGUUAUACUGGAGAUCGUCACACCAGUUUUCAGACAGAGGCUAGAGAAGGACUACAAAAGUAAAGGAUUGGGAUGUCUACAGGAUUUCAUCAACAGUAAACCAGUCAUACACAUCCUGUUCCAUCUACGUCACACCAAUACAAAGUGUUGUGUGGACACUACCAACUGUCGUUAUAGAAAGAAACUACCGUUAUACUACAGCCAAUGGGAUUUACUAUACACAGAGAUGCCAGGACCACAUAAGCAUCACUGUCACUGCUUGUAUACAACUAAUAAUGUAAAAUUAGAUGACCUUGACAUCACCUUGGCUAGUUUGAUUUUACUGAACUGCUGCAAUCUGACACCAAAUGAAGUGAUAUUGAUAAGAGAACUUAGGGAAUUUAAGAACAACUACCUAAGCCACAACACCAAAGGUGCCAUAACUGAAAAAGAGUUCCAAACACUAUGGAAAGACCUUAUGACAGGUGUCCUUCAACUUGACCCCAGUAAACAAGAUGACUUCAUAAGAAUACAGAACAGACCAUUGGACGACUCACUGUGUAACAAGUACUUUGUUUGUCUUCUGGACAUUCACAAAAAACUUGAAGAGAUUAGUGAUAAAUUAGAGUCAAGCACUGCUGAAAUUUUGACUGCAAUGAAUAUCAGUAAUGGCCAAUUAAAUGUGGAGCUAUUAACAAAAUUAGAGGAGAUAUUACAAUAUGUAAGAGGUCAAUCAUCCAAAGACAAAACUGACAGACAAGUGAUUAAGCAGAAACAUAAAAUACAAUCCUACAAACUAGGACAGUCAAUCUUCACACUACAUCAACAGACAGACCUGACAUCAGUACUUGGUGGUGACUGGAGAGGAGUAACAGAUAUAGUGAUGAUGGAUGAUGGUAGACUGGUGAUGUGUUUACCUAGGCAGAAAAGACUACUGAUCUGUAAUACAGAUGGAUCACAGGUAGACAGUAUAGAUGUACAGGGUAUGCCAUACAGUGUUACAGCAAUCAACAACUCUACAGUAGCUGUUACAUUGUAUCUUAGUAACUGUAUAGAGAUGUAUGACAUAAACAAUAAACUUAAACUUAAAUCAAUAUCACUACCUGGAAUAUGUUGGAGGAGUGGCAUUACAACUAAAAAUAACAAGUUAGUUGUAGGUGGUGACAACAUACUACUGAUCAUAGAUCAUCAGACAGGAAAGGUGGUACAGACAAUACAGACUGACUGUGAUCAUAACAAGUUACAUGGUUCUGGUGACAGAAUAUUCUACAGUAAUUACAACAACAACAACAACCUGUACUGGUACAGUUAUACUGAUGACAGACAUCACACCCUAACAUUACCAUCAACACCCUGUAGGAUGACUACAUUACAAGAUGGCAGUCUGUAUGUGAGGUGUAGUGAUAGAUCAGUACAACAUGUGUCAUCUGAUGGUACACAGUAUAAACAGGUGAAGACACUUCAAUCCAAUCCAUUUUGUGAAAGCAUACAUUAUAAUUUCACACAAAGGCAACUAGUGACCAAACAAAAUAACUAUGUAACAGUGUACAGUGAAAUAUAACUGAAUAAGUUGAUUACUAUAUGUUAUUGUCUGUUAUACUUAGUGAUAGGUAUCUCUUUACUGUUUCUUGUAUGUUACAGAGAGUGAUAGUACUUGUUUUCAGCACUUCAUAUUGAAAGACAUUUGAAGAUUUUUUGUACAUAAUUUAUAUAGUUUGAUGUCAACCAAUAUCUGGGGAUUACCAUAAGAUUUGCACUUUGUUAAAAUAAUUAAAAAUUGUGUUAUAGGAUGCUUGAAGGCAGUCUGUGCUAAUUAGAUGCACAUUAUAUGAUAAUUAAACUUAUGGAUUAUAUAAUCUAUUAUGCUGUUAAACAUGAGAAUGCUGUUAAAGGGAUACUGUUGGGUUAAGGGAUUUUUGUUCUGAUGAAUAUUUAAUCAAAAUUUUCCAAAAGUUGCAUAGAUUUCAGUAAAUUUUUAUGUAAUUUUGUGCAAUGCAAAUUUAAUGUACCUGCAAGUUCCAACUAUGUAAUAUGCCUUAAAUUUUUAACACCUUUUAUGUAAAUAUUUAUAUGGUUCUAUCAUCGCUCAAUAUUUCUAGCUCAAAAAUAUUAUUAAAUAAUAAUAAAAAAAUAUAUUAUUGAAGUGUCUGUGUUGCUCCUGAUAACCAAGGUCUAUGUCUGCCUUCAACAAUAAACAAUAAAGACAAAACCAUGGAAGAAAAACACAGAUGCCAAAAGGGUAGGGUCAGCUGAAAAAAUUAUCUGAAUUGUAAAAUGUUGACCUUACCUUCAGAUCUGUUAUACAGGCAAACACCAAAUUAGUUAGAGCUUCCCCAACAGACAUCCUUGCCAUACAGGAUGGAUCUAUCAAGCCUUUGAUUGGUUGUUCUCCUAUAGCAGUGGCUGAUCCUACCUAUAAAAUCAUAACUUUUUUUUUAGAUCUGUAUAGUUUAUAAUGAAAUUUAUUGUAAAAGUUUGAAUCAAAUUUGUUUUCCAUUUUCAUUUUUUAAUGAAAUCUGUACAUUUGUUAGUAAUGAAAACAUUGAAUACUGGUACCUUAUCUCGGCCUUGUUAAUGUUAGCAAUAGAUCACGUAAAUAUAUAUGUGUUAGUAUUUAUUACUACAUUCUACAAAAAAAUAUAUAAGCUGUAGUUACUAUAACAUAAUACCACAUUUUUCAUUUUUUUAAAAUAACAUAAUAAAUAAAAUCAUAAAGAUUAAUUAUGUGAUAAAAGUUCAAAUUCAGGCUUUUCAGAAAUUCCAUGUAACAAUAAUAUGAUGGUUUAAAGGGAUAUAAUGAUUUUUAAGCUGUUGCAAAGAUAUAAAUACAUUUCCUAUAUUAUUAGUCUUAGAAAAGUUUAUGUAUUUGUAUAUUGCCAUUGAAAAUAUCAUAUUUUGUUUUAUAUCAAAUUGUGAGGAGAAUUUUGUGUGCCUUUUUUAUUAUAUCUAUGUAUAAACUGAUUUAUUUUCUAUAAAAUUGUAAUAUAAAAUACUAGAUGUAU